AUGACCGGAGCAUCGCAGGUGCGCUUCGCCGGAGCGCUGCUCACGCUUUGCUAUUCGGUCCGUUGUCAUGCUGCAGUGCUUGGCGAGGAGCCAUGCUGUGCGGCAGACACAAACGUGCUGCUCCAACAGCGCCAUGAGAGCCCAAGUGUGCGGUUGGCUGAGUUAAUCCAGCUCUCAGAUGAUCCAUCCAUGGCGGAGUAUGAGAUUGAUGAGCCUCGUGGGCAGGUCGUGGACGUCAACUUUGGAACCAACUUCAGUCCCAUGAAGCCGACGGGUGACAACUUUCUCGUGCUUGUCGAUCCGCUCCCGGAUGUUUGCGACAAGUUGUCAAGCCAUAUGCAUGACAACAAGCAUGUGGCGGUCUUGUGCUGCGCAGUGUCCAAUUACACGGGCACUGCCCAAUUCCUGAAGUACAAUUCCGCUGGGAUCUCUUCGUCCUUGACGCCGACGACGAACGGGACCAGCCAUGAACGAUUCGCAGUUGAUCAGAAGUUCACUGUGAAGGUUAUGAAAGCCGCAGACAUCCUGGCCGCCUACUUGGCCAAGGGGAACCGUGUGUACAAGCUCAAGACAGAUAUGCAAGGUUCGGACAUGACGGCACUGAAGAACCUCCGGCCAAUACUCUCAAUGCCAGAUCAGGUGACUCACAUCAAGUCCGAGUGCUUCAUCCCGGAUGCACAGGGCAGGCAGAUCUAUCAGAUUGACAACAAUUGUGCCACGAUGAAAGCAUACCUUGAGGGCCUUGGCUACACAGUCAAGAUGCUGGAAAAUAGAAAGAUCCACCCAGAUAGCGGCGAUGUAUACGCCUUCAAGGCUCCAGCAACGAACUACUUGGACCUGCAGGACUGGGAUGGCCCGGAGAUCUAG
This is a messenger RNA of Symbiodinium sp. CCMP2592, 867 nucleotides long. The record is from the annotation of a GenBank genome assembly. Lineage: Eukaryota; Dinophyceae; Suessiales; Symbiodiniaceae.